This is a messenger RNA of Colossoma macropomum (tambaqui), 3201 nucleotides long. RefSeq names its product SUMO specific peptidase 7b (gene senp7b). Gene Ontology annotation, biological process: protein desumoylation. The transcript is spliced from 22 exons. Gene Ontology annotation, molecular function: SUMO-specific endopeptidase activity. The coding region runs from base 397 to 3012 and encodes 871 amino acids. Gene Ontology annotation, cellular component: nucleus; cytoplasm. The record is from RefSeq and is a predicted model, not a curated record. Lineage: Eukaryota; Metazoa; Chordata; Actinopteri; Characiformes; Serrasalmidae.
UGUGCGUCACUUACACGCGCCCGGAGCGCUGAGAGUAAACAUCACAUCUUAGCUAGUCUAGCUUAGCUGUGUUUUAUAUUAACCAGACCGAGCUUUUCUAACCACAAACGCCAGUUUACUUCGCUUUUAAUCUGAUUUUUUUAACUAAUACCAUGUAACUGCGUGUCGUGACAUCAUUCUGUAGCUGAGCUGGAGCCCCUCUUAUUAGCCUUAGCUAAGCUAGCUAACUGUUUAUGCACCUGCGCUUUGGACUCUUCAGUGAAACUCUGCUCAGUUAGUUAGUUGAUUUAUUAAAAACAUGUCACACCUUCCGUGUCUCAAAGGAAACUUCUUGCCGGACUGAAAGUGCCCAGAGCCCCGGAGGUGAACCUGUUCCACACCGAGGACGAAGAGAAGAUGGGAACCCCGUUUAAAAUCCCUAAGAAGAAGAAGCAGCCGUCGGACUCCUCCAGCCUUCACAUGAUGUCUCCUCUCUCCAGAGUUCAGGAUAGCGACACCUCCAAAACAAGCUGGACCCAGGUCUCUUUGAACGGCAAGAGGCCGCACAAAAGCAGCUCCGUCAAUGGGAGAAUAGACGCGAGCCCUGGACCUGCUGGAGCAGACAGGUCUGUCCUGUCAACCCACCAGAGGUCAGAGGUCAGAGGCGCUCCUCGGGUGAACGGGAACCCCGCUAAGGCCGUUGGGAGCCCAAACUCAAGGCCGGUGCCCCGGACACCCUCUGCUGACCAUGUGUCCCUCACAGAUCAAAACAGAUGGAGGCCCAAAAGAGCAUCAGACACUUUGUGUCAGCGUGAGAGAGACAAAGACACACCUGCCAUUAAGAAGCAGUGGGGAUCUGCUCAUACAGUGACAUGGAAAUCUUCUCUGAUGGAGGGUGAGGAGGAUGAUGAGGGUGAGGAUGAGGACAAACAGGCUGUUUCUCCAGUGAAAGAAGCAAAGGGCCCGUCCACUACUGCGGUCAGUCAACAAGCGUCAGUCCGAAGCCUCAGCUCCACACUUCCAGAGUCUAAAACUGCAGGGGCCAAGGGCAAUGGAGAGAGGGCACAGCCUUCUUCUGACCAGACCACAGAGGGAAAAGUGCCAGAGAAGCAAGUGAGGACCCCUGGAGAGAAGGACCCCUUCUCCAUGCCCUUCAGAAAAGCUGGCAAUGUUCGGACCUAUUCCAGAAACAAGCUCCGGCUGAGGCUUUCAUACAAAUCGUCCCAGAGGGCCAAGCCCAGCUCCACAGAGCCUAUUGUGCUCUCCAGUGGUGAUGAAGAUGAAGGAGCGGAUGAGGGACUCAGUGAUGGGCUGGGUGGAGCGAGCGCUCAGCUGAAUAAAGACCCUCAGAAGACCAGCCAAAACAUAAAAACUGCGGGAGGCCAGAAGGAGGUCACCGAAUCUCCAUCCAUCAUGGAACUGGCCUUCUCCACUCUGCACUUCGGCACCACAUGCACUUACGCCAAUGGACCCAUGUUGAUCACAGACGAGAGCAUCUCCAUACCGCUGAAAGCAGCAGAUGGUGAUGAUGGCAUCAUGGUUGCCGUGGUACCCUCUGAACUCUGCGGUUACGGCGUGUGGGACGGAGCUUUAGCGGGCGAUGGAACUCUGCUUUCUGUCUCUCAGCAGCCUUCACCCUCCCUUCUCUUCCUCAGCCUGUCAGACGCCCAGACCAGACUGCUGCACACCGAGCUCUCAGCACUACGCACCACACACACACACCGUCAGCCUUGUCCGUUUGUGUUGAUGACUUUGGUCGGUCAGUUGGGUGAGCAGCAGUCGGCUUUGUUGGCGUCUCUGAUGGACAUGAUCGGUGUGCGUUACGGCCGGCCGUUUCUGAGAGAUCCUCUGUCCUGGGCCGAGGGGCUGAACCAGCUCCACAGUCACUCUCGGGGGGGUCAGCUUCUCACCCUGCUGGGUCAGGGAGACGGUAUGGAUGGCCAGCACACUGAGGAAGAGAAGACCAAAGAGGGCAGUCCAGCUGGGAUCAGACCCAGCAGAGCAGAGGGGGCUACAAAGGCCACCGACGCAAUGGCCACAAGACACACCUCACUGCGCAGCCACACAAAGCAGCAGAGCCAGCCCCGCAGGUUGAUCCAGUACCCCCCUCCCCCUUCCAAAGGCGGCAUUACCGUGACGACAGAAGACCUGGAGUGCCUUAGGGACGGCGAGUUUCUGAAUGACGUCAUCAUCGACUUCUACCUCAAGUACCUGCAGCUGGAGAGAGCCGAUCAGGAUGUGGCCAACAGAUCCCACAUCUUUAGCAGCUUCUUCUACAAACAGCUCACACGGAAGGACAACAGCAGCGAGGAAGAGGCCGGCUUCACGGCUCAGUAUAGACGCCACCGCAGAGUUAAAACAUGGACCAGACACGUAGACAUCUUCAGCAAGGACUACCUCUUCAUACCAGUCAACCAAGAAGCUCACUGGUACCUGGUGGUCAUCUGCUUCCCUGGUCUCCUCGAGCCUGAGUCCGUUCCGUGGAAGUGCCCAGCUUCAGUGGAUGCUUCGGGGACCACACAGUCACAGAGCAGGCCGAGCAGCCAGGGCAAACCGCCCUCCACUGGCCAACGCCAAACAGUAAGCGAAGAUGGACCAAAGCGCCGACCCUUCGACCUCCCAGACUGUACGGUGCUGAGCUGUCAGAGGGAGAAGGUCACCAGAAGGCCCUGCAUUUUGAUCAUGGAUUCUCUGAAGCUGUCCUACCAUUAUCGCAUCUACACACUGUUACGAGAGUAUCUGCAAGUGGAGUGGGAGGUCCGGAGGGGAACUCCUCGAGUGUUUAAUGACGACAGCAUAAAAGGAAGCCACUGUAAAGUCCCCCUGCAGGACAACAGCAGCGACUGUGGCCUCUACCUGCUGCAGUACGUGGAGAGUUUUCUACAGAAUCCAGUGGUACACUUUGAUCUCCCACUUCGAUUGGAACGCUGGUUUCCACGGCAACAGGUCCGGCGGAAGAGGGAGGAGUUACGCGAGCUGGUGCUUCAGCUGUACCGGCGCCAAGGAGGAGGAGCCGAGCAGGGCAGCGGCUGACUUGAUGCAACCCAUGGGAACCGAGCAGCACUUGAGCAACUAUCUUGGCCUUGUUUUAUACUAAUAGAGAAAGUAUUUGUAUUUAUAUUUCUUGUUAAUUUAUUUUAAUUAUAUAUAUUUUUCAGUGUAUGUGCAGUUUUGUAAUGUAUGAAGGGAAAAAAUGUUUAUCCGAAUAAAGGAAGAAUUGUU